UGCGUACGCGGCGGCGGUUGGCCGCGCGCGGACUGCGAGAAGAGGAGCGAGGUGAGGCGAGGUGGCCCCGGACCCACCGACCCACAGACUGAGGGGCUCACACGGCCGUCAGCAGCCAGGCGGCCCGAGAUGCUGUCCGGGAAGAAGGCGGCGGCGGCCGCAGCUGCCGCGGCGGCAGCAGCUGGCUCGGAGGCUGGCGCUGGGGCAGCGGCUGGCUCGGAGAAUGGCUCAGAGGUGGCCGCGCCGCCCGCGGGCCCGUCGGGGCCUGUGGAUGCCGGGCCGGGGGUGGCCGGGGAGCGCACUCCCCGCAAGAAGGAGCCUCCGCGGGCCUCGCCCCCCGGGGGUCUCGCCGAGCCGCCAGGGUCCGCCGGGCCUCAAGCCGGGCCUACAGUCGUGCCUGGAUCUGCAACCCCCAUGGAAACGGGCAUCGCGGAGACCCCGGAGGGGCGACGGACCAGCCGGCGCAAGCGGGCGAAGGUAGAGUACAGAGAGAUGGAUGAAAGCUUGGCCAACCUUUCAGAAGAUGAGUAUUAUUCAGAAGAAGAGAGAAAUGCCAAAGCAGAGAAGGAAAAGAAGCUUCCCCCACCACCCCCUCAAGCCCCACCUGAAGAAGAAAAUGAAAGUGAACCCGAAGAGCCAUCUGGUGUAGAGGGUGCAGCAUUCCAGAGUAGACUUCCUCAUGACAGGAUGACUUCUCAAGAAGCAGCUUGUUUUCCAGAUAUUAUCAGUGGACCACAGCAGACCCAGAAGGUCUUUCUAUUUAUUAGAAACCGCACAUUGCAGUUGUGGUUGGAUAAUCCAAAGAUUCAGCUGACUUUUGAGGCUACUCUCCAGCAAUUAGAAGCACCUUACAACAGUGAUACUGUGCUUGUCCACCGAGUUCACAGUUAUUUAGAGCGACAUGGUCUUAUCAACUUCGGCAUCUAUAAGAGGAUAAAACCCCUCCCAACUAAAAAGACAGGAAAGGUAAUUAUUAUAGGCUCUGGAGUCUCAGGCUUGGCAGCAGCUCGUCAGUUACAAAGUUUCGGAAUGGAUGUCACACUUCUGGAAGCUAGGGAUCGUGUAGGUGGACGAGUUGCCACAUUUCGAAAAGGAAACUAUGUAGCUGAUCUUGGAGCCAUGGUAGUAACAGGUCUUGGAGGGAAUCCCAUGGCUGUAGUCAGCAAACAAGUAAAUAUGGAACUGGCCAAGAUCAAGCAAAAAUGCCCACUUUAUGAAGCCAAUGGACAAGCUGUUCCUAAAGAAAAAGAUGAAAUGGUAGAGCAAGAGUUUAACCGGUUGCUAGAAGCUACAUCUUACCUUAGUCAUCAGCUAGACUUCAAUGUCCUCAAUAAUAAGCCUGUGUCCCUUGGCCAGGCAUUGGAAGUUGUCAUUCAGUUACAAGAAAAGCAUGUCAAAGAUGAGCAGAUUGAACAUUGGAAGAAGAUAGUGAAAACUCAGGAAGAAUUAAAAGAGCUUCUUAAUAAGAUGGUAAAUUUGAAAGAGAAAAUUAAAGAGCUCCAUCAGCAGUACAAAGAAGCAUCUGAAGUCAAGCCGCCCAGAGAUAUCACUGCUGAGUUCUUAGUGAAAAGCAAACAUAGGGAUCUGACUGCCCUGUGCAAGGAAUAUGAUGAAUUAGCUGAAACACAGGGAAAACUAGAAGAAAAACUUCAAGAAUUGGAAGCUAAUCCCCCAAGUGAUGUAUAUCUCUCAUCAAGAGACAGACAAAUACUUGAUUGGCAUUUUGCAAAUCUUGAGUUUGCUAAUGCCACACCUCUUUCUACACUCUCCCUUAAACAUUGGGAUCAGGAUGACGACUUUGAGUUUACUGGCAGCCACCUGACAGUGAGGAAUGGCUACUCGUGUGUGCCUGUGGCGUUAGCAGAAGGCCUAGAUAUUAAAUUGAAUACAGCAGUUCGACAGGUUCGCUACACGGCUUCAGGAUGUGAAGUGAUAGCUGUGAAUACUCGCUCCACAAGCCAGACCUUUAUUUAUAAAUGUGAUGCAGUUCUCUGUACCCUCCCCUUGGGUGUGUUGAAGCAGCAGCCACCAGCUGUUCAGUUUGUGCCGCCUCUUCCUGAGUGGAAAACAUCUGCAGUCCAACGGAUGGGAUUUGGCAACCUUAACAAGGUGGUGUUGUGUUUUGACCGGGUGUUCUGGGAUCCAAGUGUCAAUUUGUUCGGGCACGUCGGCAGCACAACUGCCAGCAGGGGUGAGCUCUUCCUCUUCUGGAACCUCUAUAAAGCUCCAAUACUACUGGCACUAGUGGCAGGAGAAGCUGCUGGCAUCAUGGAAAACAUAAGUGAUGAUGUGAUUGUAGGCCGAUGCCUGGCCAUUCUCAAAGGGAUUUUUGGUAGCAGCGCAGUUCCCCAGCCGAAGGAAACUGUGGUGUCUCGCUGGCGUGCUGAUCCCUGGGCCCGGGGCUCCUAUUCUUAUGUAGCUGCAGGAUCAUCUGGAAAUGACUAUGAUUUAAUGGCUCAGCCCAUCACUCCUGGCCCCUCCAUUCCAGGUGCCCCACAGCCAAUUCCACGACUCUUCUUUGCUGGAGAACACACGAUCCGUAACUACCCUGCUACAGUCCAUGGUGCUCUGCUGAGUGGGCUUCGAGAAGCAGGAAGGAUUGCAGACCAGUUUUUGGGAGCCAUGUAUACCCUGCCUCGCCAGGCCACACCAGGGGUUCCUGCACAGCAGUCCCCAAGCAUAUGAGACAGAUGUGUCCUAAGGGAAGAGGCCAACGUAUAUGUCUUUUGCUAUGUAAGCAAAGCUCUUCUAGCAAUACUAGAUUCCUGAGAAACUUGCCCUGGCAUCCGGGCUCCCAGUCAGCUGCUGAAGUUCUUGAUGGCCAAGCAGUUGCCUCCUUUGAGCCACUUAGAGCCAGGGCAGGAGGCACUUGUCCAUCAGGUGGAAGUGUGUGUUCUUCAAGAUUGAGGCAAGCAAGCACUAUGAAAACAUCUUAGUCUCUUGGUGUGUGGUAAUUUUUUUAUAUUUUGAGAAUAAAACUUCAUAUAAAAUU
Molecule: messenger RNA, 2992 nt
Organism: Molossus molossus (Pallas's mastiff bat)
Lineage: Eukaryota; Metazoa; Chordata; Mammalia; Chiroptera; Molossidae
Gene: KDM1A
Product: lysine demethylase 1A
Exons: 19
Coding region: 130-2685 (851 amino acids)
Biological process (GO): regulation of DNA-templated transcription
Cellular component (GO): nucleus
Molecular function (GO): flavin adenine dinucleotide binding; oxidoreductase activity; protein binding
Source: RefSeq, a predicted model, not a curated record